CUUUUCGAGUGAGUACACGAGGUGCCUCAUUCUCGUUCAAUCACGAAGCGUUGCUUGCAGCCCUGGCCGCAAUACAUGUCCAGAAGUUGAUCCGUGGUCAUUCUAUUACUCCUGAAGGUGUUACUGAUUGUUUCGGCGAUGGAUCCUGCAUCACUGUUCACACAGCUAUUCGUGAGCAAGAAGGCUGUGUCGCAUGUAUUUCAUCAAAACAAUUCCAGGUAGAAAGAAUAUCGACAGCUGAAGUUUGCAAGACUGUUGAGCAGUUGCUAAUGAAUAGCUUUGAAACAGCGCCAGUUCGCGUGGCGCCAAAAUGCGUGUGGUGUCGAAAAGCGUUACCGCUUUGGAUCGAAAAACGUGUCCGUUACGCAACCCGUCGUGAAGUACUCUUGUGGCUUGCACAGUAUGCGCAACACUAUUUGCACCAAGAUGAAAAAUUCGAGGAAGCUUGGGAAGGAGAGGCGGAACCUCCUGUAAUCGAUGCAAGAGCUUACGAACUUUUUCCAGUAAUUUACGACCUGUAUGGCUUAAGCUGUGGUGCCAAAAAUGGUUCAUACACAUACCGUUUAUUUGUGAUGGAGCCGGAAAAACAGUUCAUGCUCAAGAUCUGUCCGGGAGCUCGUGGUUUCAAUCAGAGAGAAUCGCUGGACGAAGACGAGGAUCCGAGAUUGUUUGACAUUCAACAGCAAAGACGAAGACAUGGAAAAUUCAAGCGUGGCCUUCGUGAACUACCUCCAUGGUCGGAUGAAGAUGAAACUGAUCCGUCAUCAACGAGACAAUCAUAUGGUACUUAA
Gongylonema pulchrum is the source of this 791-nucleotide messenger RNA. The record is from the annotation of a GenBank genome assembly. NCBI's taxonomy places the organism in Eukaryota, Metazoa, Nematoda, Chromadorea, Rhabditida, Gongylonematidae.